GGAAGAAGAUGACGUGGAGAGACACGGAGUUUUGACGCAGAGGUCUGAAUGGUCAACUUUUUCUUAAUCGCCAAGCGAAUUAUCUAAAAACCCAAUUCUGUCCUUCUUCCAAAACCUUCCACACCUGACUAAUUCCCAAAUAUACAUAUUACAGUCCCCACUAAUUGUUAUCAAUCUAAAAGCCAACUGCUGUUCUUCCAAGUACCCAAUUUUCAUUGCUUACUUUGAACUAUGGCCGAGAUGGUUAAUGGUGAUUAUCAUGAUUUUGUCUCUCUUCUUUCGUCUUCUGACAGGGAUUACCUCAUACGAAACAAUGGUGAUCAGGUAGAGAUUGACAGCUUGAAGGGGAAGAAGCUUGGGUUAUACUUUUCAGCAUCAUGGUGUGGCCCGUGUCAGCGUUUUACUCCGACAUUAGUGGAGGUUUACAAUGAACUUGCUCCAAAAGGUGACUUCGAGAUUGUUUUUAUAACAGCCGACGAAGAUGAUGAAUCUUUCGAAGAGUAUUUUUCGAAGAUGCCAUGGCUGGCAAUCCCUUUUUCUGAUUCAGAUAAGCGUGAUCGCUUGGAUGAGAUUUUUAAAGUCCAGGGGAUACCCCAUUUUGUGAUCCUUGAUGAAAACGGGAAAGUUUCGAGUGAAAGUGGUGUUGAGAUCAUUCAGGAGUACGGAGUCCAAUGUUAUCCUUUUACUGCUGAAAGGAUCAAAGUAUUAAAAGGUCAAGAAGAAGAAGCUAGAAGAAAUCAAUCUUUGAGGUCUAUCUUGGUCUUUGGUUCUCGUGACUAUGUAAUUGCAUCUGAUGGGAAGAAGGUAUCGGUUUCUGAACUUGAAGGGAAAACAGUAGGACUCUACUUCUCUUUAUCUUCGUACACAUCUUGUGUUGAUUUCACUUCUACACUUGCUGAAGUUUAUGAGAAAUUGAAGGCAAAGGGAGAGAACUUUGAGAUUGUCUUUAUAUCACUUGAUGAUGAAGAAGAAACUUUCCAGCAAUCCUUAGCAAACAUGCCUUGGUUAGCCUUUCCUUUCAAUGACAAGGGUUGUGAGAAGUUGGUCCGGUACUUUGAGCUCUCAACUGUGCCCACUCUGGUUGUUAUCGGACCAGAUGGAAAAACUCUCCAUUCUAAUGUUGCUGAAGCGAUUGAAGAACAUGGAGUCCAAGCAUAUCCUUUCACCCCUGAAAAGUUUGCGGAGCUUGCAGAGAUGGAGAAAGCAAGAGAAGCAGCUCAAACUCUGGAAUCUGUUUUGGUAUCAGGGGACCAGAAUUUUGUCAUUGGGAGAGAUGGAGCCAAGAUUCCAGUCACUGAUCUAGUUGGGAAGAACAUCCUGCUAUAUUUUUCUGCACAUUGGUGUCCUCCAUGUCGUGCCUUUCUGCCUAAACUAGUCGAAGCAUACCAUGAGAUCAAGACUAAGGAUGAUGCAUUUGAAGUGAUUUUCAUCUCUAGUGACAGGGACCAAGCUUCUUUUGAUGAAUUCUUUUCAGGAAUGCCAUGGUUGGCACUUCCCUUUGGAGAUGUGAGGAAAGCAUCAUUGAGUCGCAAAUUCAAGGUCCAGGGUAUACCUAUGCUCAUAGCUCUUGGACCAACUGGCCGAACUAUCACCAAAGAAGCUAGAAGUCUUGUUACACUUCAUGGUGCUGAUGCUUAUCCGUUCACGGAGGAGCAUUUGAAGGAGAUAGAAGCAAAAUAUGAGGACAUGGCAAAGGGGUGGCCUGAGAAGGUGAAUCAUGCACUUCACGAGGAGCAUGAGCUAGUGCUUUCUCGUCGAAUGAACUUUAUAUGUGAUGGGUGUAAUGAAGGAGGAAAUAUAUGGUCAUUCCACUGUGAAGAGUGUGACUUUGAUCUUCAUCCAAAAUGUGCUUUGAAAGAAGGCAAAGAAACCAGAGAUGGUGGAAAGGAGGACGAAAAUGGUGAAGCAGUUUCUAAAGAGGGAUGGAUUUGUGAUGGGGAGGUCUGUUAUAAAGUUCAUGGUUUGAAAUUCUUUGAUCAGCCUCUGUUCUCAACCUGCCACUCAAUUAUUCUAUAUCUGCUUAAACAAAGAAAAACAAGAGAGUUGCAGAGAAGAAGGAAGAAAAUGGCUGAUGACCCUGUUAUUGAUGUUUCCCAUGAUCUCUUGUCACUCCUCUCCUCAGAUGACAGGGAUUUUCUGAUCCGCAGCAACGGUGAUCAGGUUAAGAUCAGCAACUUGGUUGGAAAGAUUGUGGGAUUAUAUUUCUCAGGAUCAUGGUGUGGGCCAUGUCGACAUUUCACCCCAAACUUGGUGCAAGUCUACGAAGAGCUCUCACUGAAAGGCGACUUUGAAGUAGUCUUCAUUUCCUCUGAUAGAGAUGCUGAGUCUUUCGAUGCUUACUUCUCCAAGAUGCCAUGGCUUGCUAUUCCAUUUUCUGAUCAGGAAACCUGCAAACACCUCAAGGACUUGUUUAAAGUGAGAGGAAUUCCUAACCUUGUGUUUCUUGAUGCUGAUGGGAAGGUCUCUUGUGAUCAAGGUGUGAGAUUCAUCAGGGAGUAUGGAGCAGAGGGGUAUCCUUUUACUCCAGAAAGAGUCGAGUACUUUAGACAGGAAGAAGAGAAUGCUAAGAAGAAUCAAACCUUGAGCUCUAUCUUGGUUUCAAGCUCGCGCGAUUUUCUGAUUUCAAAAGAUGGAACUAAGAUCCCCGUGUCUGAGCUUGAAGGGAAAAUGGUAGGUUUAUAUUUCUCGGUGCAUUCUCACAGGUUGUGCCUUGAUUUUACUCCCAGACUUGAGGAGGUGUAUAAAAAGCUCAAGGAAAAAGGGGAGAAGUUUGAGGUAGUGCUGAUAUCUAUGGAUUAUGAUGAGAAUAACUUCAAACAAGGUCUUGAAACAAUGCCUUGGUUAGCGUUGCCAUUUGAGGACAAGAGCCGUGAGAGAUUAGCACGCUACUUUGAGCUCAGUGCAUUGCCUACUCUGGUCAUAAUUGGGGAAGAUGGGAAGACUUUGAAUAAAAAUGUAGCUGAACUUAUUGAAGGUCAUGGUAUUCAAGCCUACCCAUUUACACCAGAGAAGCUUGUUGAGCUUGCUGAGAUCGAGAAGGCAAGACUUGAAGCACAGACACUGGAGUCUGUGUUGGUUCAUGGGGAUAAAGAUUUCGUAAUCGAAGAGAGCGGUUCCAAGGUUCCAGUGUCCGAAUUAGUCGGAAAGAACAUUCUCCUGUAUUUCUCAGCUAAAUGGUGCCCACCCUGUCGUGCAUUUUUACCCAAGCUGAUCGAAGCAUACCAUGAGAUCAAGGCCAAAGACAAUGCAUUUGAGAUAAUCUUCAUCUCAAGUGAUCGCGACCAAUCCUCAUUCGACGAAUUCUACACGGAAAUGCCUUGGCUAGCACUUCCAUUCGGUGAUGACAGGAAAACAAUCCUGCAACGGAAGUUCAAAAUAAAGGGCAUCCCUGCAGCAAUAGCAAUCAGUCCAACUGGCAAGACACUAACCAAAGAAGCUAGAGAACACAUAACAGCUUACGGUGCGGAUGCUUAUCCAUUCAAUGAAGAUCAUCUGAAACAGCUAAACGAUAAACAGGAAGAAAUAGCAAAGGGGUGGCCUGAGAAAGUGAGGCACGAACUUCAUCCGGAACACGAGCUUGUACGCAUGAAACGAAAUGGAUAUGGCUGUGAUGGAUGCAAGGAGGCGGGGAGUGGUUGGUCCUUCUAUUGCAAGAAAUGUGACUUUGAUCUCCACCCGAAGUGUGCUUUAAAGAAAGAGGAAAAUGGCGAAAAGGUCAAGAAGUGAGAGAUCUGCGAUGGAGAUGUGUCGUAAAGCUUAAAACUUGAGCAUGGAUUUGCUCUAUAAUAUAUGUUUAUAUCUGCUUUAUUUGCUUGCAAUUUACUUCUGUAAAGCGUUUAGACACGAAUACUCCUGUGUGUGGUGUGAUUUUUAUUUUUUCUUUUUCUUCUGAUUGUCUAAUUAAUACGCAAAUAAAAAAAGAAAGAAAGGACGAUCAUUAGUAGUGAUUUUUAUUUGACCUGAUUA
Messenger RNA from Ricinus communis (castor bean), 3966 nucleotides. RefSeq lists its product as uncharacterized. The record is from RefSeq and is a predicted model, not a curated record. The transcript has 10 exons. Gene Ontology annotation, molecular function: thioredoxin-disulfide reductase (NADPH) activity. Lineage: Eukaryota; Viridiplantae; Streptophyta; Magnoliopsida; Malpighiales; Euphorbiaceae.